Molecule: messenger RNA, 1051 nt
Organism: Cuscuta campestris
Lineage: Eukaryota; Viridiplantae; Streptophyta; Magnoliopsida; Solanales; Convolvulaceae
Source: the annotation of a GenBank genome assembly
GCCAUCAAAGUUUCAUAUCCCCCAAGUAAAACAUGGCACAGGCUGCGAAUCGAAGGCCCAAUUUAGCAGCGUUUCUGGAUCCGGCGCUCACCAUCCGUAUAAUGCGCCAACAGAAUUCCUCCGCCGCCGUCCUCCGCUGCCACGAAGCACCGCCGGAUCCAACUAUCCCCGCCGCCGCAUCCGCAGCAGUCCGCGCCACUCCGGCCGUGCUCAGAUCCAUCUCUGCAGCCGACCUAGACUCCGCCUGCUCAGCUCUGACCAAGUCGAAGAGCCACCGCGGCGGCGGAUGCAAAUCCGGCCCGAGAGCGAGUUCGGAUUCCCUGUCGGUCGGCAGCGGCGGAGGUAGGAGAAGGUCGUUUUGCAGCUCUGUGAGGGCGGAUCAGCUGCUGGAAGAUGUGUUCAAUUGCAGCGGCGUGAAGGUUGUAGCGGUGGAUAUGGCUCCGUUUAUGCAGAUCCACGCCGUGAAUUUCGCGAGGAAGGUCCAUGAUAGCUUGGAGAAGUUCAGUCCCAAGGCCCUCGCUCUCACCCUCAAGAAGGAAUUUGAUGGAGUAUAUGGAGCAGCAUGGCAUUGUAUAGUGGGGAACAGUUUUGGGUCUUUUGUGACACAUUCUACAGGUGGGUUCAUAUAUUUCUCAAUGGACCAGAAGCUACAUGUACUCUUGUUCAAGACCUCUAUAAAGAAGGCUUGUUGACUCUCUCUCUUUGGUAAAUUGGAUCUCAUUACUAAAGUCUCCCAAGAUCACUCGAAUCGGAUACGAGAUAAAUUGAGCUAUAAUAUUAUUCUCUGACAAGUAAGGUGUCACAUCUUUCGCUUGUACGUGCAAGUGCUCAUUAACAGGAUGGACAAAAGAUCUGUUCUAUAGGGAAGUACCUCCGAAUCCUUUACUCUAAUGAGAAAGGAAACCACACCUGGUUGAUGAAAUAUAGCUGAGGGGCUAGAGCGUGAUUUAGUAGCCAGGUCCUAGUUUAGAUCGUGGUGGCGGAUGAUCGUUCUCAACUCCUCACGGGUUGGGAUGGCUCCUUGGCCUUCUGAUGGGUGCUAACCUUUUUU